Messenger RNA from Pomacea canaliculata, 3828 nucleotides. RefSeq names its product neutral alpha-glucosidase AB-like. Gene Ontology annotation, molecular function: carbohydrate binding; alpha-glucosidase activity. NCBI's taxonomy places the organism in Eukaryota, Metazoa, Mollusca, Gastropoda, Architaenioglossa, Ampullariidae. The transcript has 24 exons. Gene Ontology annotation, biological process: carbohydrate metabolic process; N-glycan processing. The record is from RefSeq and is a predicted model, not a curated record. Bases 168 to 3062 code for a protein of 964 amino acids.
ACAUAAAUAUAAAAUAAUUAAUUUAUAUACGGAAAACACAUUAAAAAUUAAUGAUGAUUAUGUUCGAAACUUAGGCAAACGUGUCUAGAUAUUUGUCCCCCCCGUGCCCGCAUGCGCAUCAACGACGUGGUUGCGGCGUCUGACACUGUGAGCUUCGCUGAAGAAGAAUGAGGAUAGCACAACUACUGCUGGGGCUACUGGUCGUAGGACUUGAAUCUGUCUUAGCUGUGCAGCGAGAUAACUUCCGCACUUGCUCUCAAGUUGCAUACUGCAGGCGGCACAGAGCAUUGGAACCAGGACCUUCAUCUUAUGCUGCACAGCCAGAAUCUCUUCGGCUCUCGCAGACAUCUGCAGAGAUCAAUGUUCUCAAUAAAGAGACAGGUGUUCGUUUUGUCCUUACCAUAUCUGGGAUUAAAGAUAACACUUUCCGUAUUCGAUUGGUAGAGGCAGAACCUCUACGACAGCGGUUUGAGCCACCUAUUGGAGAUGUUCUUGUCAAGGAACCAGAGGGCGAGGAGAUGAUCUACAAAGGACGAAGUGGAUCUCAGCUCACAUUCACCAAGGGGUCUUCUCGUCUCAUCCUCACCACUGAUCCGCUGCGUAUUGACAUUUUCUCUGAUGACAACCCUGUUGUCAGCAUUAAUGCUCGAGGUCUCUUGAAUUUUGAACACACUCGUGAGAAAAAGGGCUGGGUGACUUCUCUGACAUCUUCUCUAUUUUCUUGGUUUUCACAACCUUUCAGAGAGCCAGCCGCUGAAGACACCCAGCAAGAAGAGAAGAAGGAAGAGACGGAGAACAAUGAGGAGGAAAAGACAGAAAAGAAGAAAGAAGAAGAGUCUGAUCUAUGGGAAGAGACGUUUAAGUCUUUCACAGAAUCCAAACCUUUUGGACCAACGUCAGUUGGUGUGGACAUCUCCUUCCCAGGGGUGGAGUACGUGUAUGGUAUUCCUGAGCAUGCUGAGUCCUUAGCUCUCAAGACAACCAAGUCCACAGAUCCCUAUCGUCUGUUCAACCUGGAUGUAUUUGAGUAUGAACUGUACAACCCCAUGGCCUUGUAUGGUUCUGUGCCCCUUAUGAUUGCUCACAAUGAGAAGAGAACACUGAGCGUGUUUUGGCUGAAUGCUGCAGAAACGUGGGUAGACAUCAGGUCGAAUGUGGCAGACAAGAAGCGCUGCAAUCCUUUGACAGGAGGUUUGGGAAAAUGCUCUCUGUCAGUAACAAUAAAGUCUGUUUUCUCCAAUCUUGCUGACUUUGUGACGGGAAACAACGAGGUGCCCCAAACAGACACUCACUGGUUUUCUGAGAGUGGCAUCAUCGAUAUUUUCAUCAUGCUUGGCCCAGGACCAAAGGAUGUGUUCAGGCAGUAUGCUGCCCUCACAGGAACAACACCUCUGCCACCAUUGUUUUCCAUUGGCUACCAUCAAUGUCGAUGGAACUAUAAUGAUCAGGAGGAUGUGAGAAGUGUUGAUGAAAAUUUCGACAAGUUUGAUUUACCCUAUGAUGUGAUCUGGCUGGACAUAGAGCAUGCUGAUGGAAAAAGGUAUUUCACAUGGGAUGCUUCCAAAUUCCCCAAUUCUGAAGAGAUGCUGCGUAACAUUUCCUCCAAGGGUCGCAAAAUGGUGACCAUCGUUGAUCCUCACCUGAAGCGAGAUGACAACUUCAAAGUUUAUGCUGAAGGUCGAGAUAAAGGACUGUUUGUCAAGACCAAAGAUGGGCAAGACUUUGAUGGCUGGUGUUGGCCAGGGUCAUCUAGCUGGCCAGACUUCAUGGAACCCCAUGUACGGGACUGGUGGGCCAGCAAGUUUGCUCUCUCGGAGUACCCUGGCUCAGCACUCAACCUGUAUACCUGGAAUGACAUGAACGAGCCAUCUGUCUUCAAUGGACCAGAGAUCACAUUCAGCCGAGACCAGAAGCAUCUUGCAGGCUGGGAGAACCGAGAAGUUCACAACGUUUAUGGCAUGCAUGUGCAUGCUGCUACAAUGGAGGGUUUACUCAGGCGUACCAACCAUCAGGAACGGGCAUUUGUCCUCACCCGUGCUUUCUUUGCUGGAAGUCAACGAACAGCGGCUGUGUGGACAGGUGACAACAUGGGCGAGUGGGGUCACUUGAAGGUGUCCAAUCCAAUGAUCCUAUCCCUAAACUUGGUGGGCAUUGUUUUUUCUGGAGCUGAUAUUGGUGGCUUUUUUAAGAACCCUGAUAUCGAGCUUCAGACCAGGUGGUUUCAGGCAGGGGCCUUCCAGCCAUUUGCUCGUUCUCAUGCACAUCUGGAUACAAAAAGACGUGAACCAUAUCUUCUCCCCGAAGAAAAUGUUAAUAUAGUGCGUAGUGCUCUGCGUGCUCGGUACUCUUAUCUACCCUACUGGUACACACAGUUCUACUUGUCAGAGAAAACAGGAGCACCUGUAAUGCAGCCCCUUUGGGUAGAGUUUCCUGGAGAAAAGGCCACUUUCAAUAUUGAUGACGUAUAUUUGAUUGGACCAGCACUGUUAGUUCGACCUGUGACAGACCAGGGGGCUGUCUCUGCCAAUGUCUACUUCCCUGGAGCUGACGAGUUGUGGUAUGAUGUGGACACCUGGCAAGUGUACAAAGGCCAGCAGGAGGUCAACGUUCCAGCACCGCUGUCCAAGAUUCCUGUGUACCAGAGGGGAGGCUAUAUAAUUCCACGCAAAAUGCGCCCACGACGCUCUUCAACUCUUACGUUUGAUGAUCCUUUCACCCUUGUGGUCUGCCUAGAUGCAAAGCAAGAGUCUGCAGGACAGCUUUACGUGGAUGACUACCAUUCCUUCCGCUACAGAGAUGGAGACUUUGGCUUAGUCAACUACACCUUUCAACACCACAAACUUCACAGCAUACCAAUUCAGCAGGACAAUCAGUUCACAACAUCAGAGUGGCUUGAGCGAGUGAUGAUAAUAGGUCUACCCCAUGAACCCAAAAGUGUUACUCUAAAUAGUUCUGGUGAGACAAAAGAUUUGGGAUUCACAUAUGACAGCUCAACAAAAAUACUUGUAAUUCGAAAGCCUGGGGUGAAUAUUUUAUUACCAUGGACCAUAACUCUUCACUAAAAAUGCCUGCUGAUACCUAGGGAGUGAUUGUGUUGGGAAUUACUUUUGAGUUGUCUGCUGUAUGCUGUCUGCUGAAUUGUGUGAAAUUGCACUAUCUAGUUACCCUCUACAUGUUUUAUUCCACCCUAAUAUUUCAUGAGCAUUUUUCCUAAUGCCAUUUAAAUGAAAGGAUAAUCACUUAUUUAGUUAACAGUGGAAAAAAAAGUUUCAGUUUUAUGUUAGUACCAUUUUAUUCCACUUUAUGAACAUUUUUUCCCCGUUUUGCUGAUCAUAAUCGGUAGCUGUGCUCAUUCACUGGACCAAAGUGUCACCUUUGUUUCUAAAGAUUGAUUUGGGUGGCAUGGAUGUUACGAUGGAAGGGUAUGUACUAUAUAUAUAUAAACAGCACAAUUAGGCUUAGGAAUAUCUGUUAUGUGAUGCGAAGAACAUGGCAUGUUCUUUCCGAAUUAGUGCAAUUUUUGUAAUGCAGUACUUAUUUUAGACAGUUGACUUUGAUGUGUCAUGCAGGCAUAUUAUAAUUGUUAGAUUUAUUUUCCAACAGUGAGAAAUGGCAAAUUUUUCAUGAUUUUGUAAUAGACGGAAGUGGGUUGUGUGUUAAAUGCUGCAGGCCUCAGGGGGAAGGGGUUUUAAAAAAAAAUGCGCAAAGCCUGACAUAAGAAAAUAUUUAAAAAUCAACAUUGCCAUCCAUGUCAGUGUCACAUUUUAAUGAAACCAGCAUCAAUGUCAUGAAAAGCUCACAAUUUGUUAAAUCUAAUAGAAAACACUA